AUGGCGUCUGGAGAAUCAGAGCCGCUGCAGGCGCCCAGCGAUUCUGCGCCUGCGCCUACUCUGCCUCCUCCUGAGAAGCGAUCGGCCGUCAAACAGCGAUCCUAUGUCGUCUUGUCUUUCUGGCUAGUCGUGCUUCUGCUUGGCGUGCCGUUUUGGUGGAAGACAACAGCCAUAUAUCGCGCUGAUUUGCCUCUGGAUAGCAUGCUGAAAUGGGCUGACGGCAAGGCCUGUCGACCUGUCUUCCCCCUCCAGAUCUCGAUACAGGCGGAUUCCCUGCAAGACCAAGAAGCGCAGAAUCUCAUCCGCCUGACCCAGCAUGCGCUGGACGAUCUGAACGACUUCUCCGGCCACCAUCUGCGCCUGGAGCUUGCGCCGCGGAACGCGCCUAUUCGGAGAGACGAUUUCCAAACCGCCCUGACGAUUCGACUCAAGCCGGGGACGAGCAGCUCCGCAUCGCUGAACCAAGAAUCUGCCGUACUCGACAUCACCUACCCUCCAAACCAUGUUCCGUCUCUUACGUCGUCAUCAUCGCCGCUUGCCUCCUACAUUACAAACGAACUCCGCGCCACUUUUGCCGAGGAACAGUCCAUUAUUUCAUAUCUUCUCUCUACAUCAUCCAUGUCCACCGGUGUACGUCCCCAGGGCCUGAGCGCGGAAGCUGCGGAGGCACUCUCGAAGAGAACGACUCGAUCACUACGAUACGCUCCAACUUACCACCUUACUUUCUCUCUCUUUACCGAUAGAGGGCUACCCAAUACUUGGGAUAUUGAGGCUGCGUUGGACGAGUAUAUCCGGCCGAUGCUAGAAGUUUUGCGUCCGAUUCACAACUUCACCAUCGACACACAGGUUCAGCUAUACGCCGUGCCUGGCGUGCAAUCCCAAGUGCUCAACAAAGAGCAUCUGUCCUCGUUUAUCAAUGCCGCCGAGUGGCCGCUGUCGCCAUCUAUUGGUAAGGCGCCGACAGUCAACUUUGUCAUAUACAUUGGAAAUCAGACGGUUGGACUGGACGCCGAGACAGAAACCUCGCAGUCAUGGAUGAUUCCCCAAUGGGGCACCGUGUACCUGCUAUCUCAGCCAGACACGGAAAGCCACGUAUCUACUGCAACGCUGAAGCAGCCAAUGCUUACCUUUGGCGGCCAUCUUCUUUCGCUCUUGGGCACACCUCAGUCUGGGUCUCUACCCUUGAGGCUUUCUACUCUCGGUCGCAUCCGAUCUACUGAUCUCUUGCUUCGUGCAUCGUCCACGCUAGGGUCGCUUGCAAGGCUAUCACUCGCGCUGCCUUCCAUCUCGAUCCCUCGGAACGUUGCAGAUGGCGUCUCCAAGACGAUGCAUCACCUGGAACUGGCUUGCGCAGAUCUUGGCGGGCCCGAAGGGUUGAAGCAUGCGAGAAUUGCAGAGGAAGAGGCAGAGAGGGCCUUUUUCGAGAAGAGCAUGGUAGGACAGCUGUACUUCCCAGACGAGCACAAGAUUGCCGUCUAUCUUCCGCUGCUUGGGCCGAUUUUUGUACCGCUUAUCAUGGGACUUAUCAAUGAGACCAAGAGAAUUAUUAAGGAGUUGAAGCAGAAGGCACUGGAUGCCAAGAAUAAGAAGAAGCAAUAA
Molecule: messenger RNA, 1599 nt
Organism: Trichoderma atroviride IMI 206040
Lineage: Eukaryota; Fungi; Ascomycota; Sordariomycetes; Hypocreales; Hypocreaceae
Biological process (GO): attachment of GPI anchor to protein
Cellular component (GO): GPI-anchor transamidase complex
Source: RefSeq, a predicted model, not a curated record